AUUGCAUUUGCAAGUUUGUACCUUUCAGACUGUUUCGUUUAAAGCACGUAAAAGUCCAAUGCCUCCCAAAAAGAAUGGAAAAGGGACCGGAGAUAAAUCGCCUAAAAAGGAAAGUAUGAAUCCUGAGCAGAAAAAUGAAGAAGAACUGACGGAAAAUGACAAAAACUUUUACCGGGCUCAAAUACGCGAUUUGGAGGAGCGACUGGAAAGAUACCAGCAAAAAUGUGAUGAAUUGGAGGUUCAAGAAAAGGACUUACACUCAAAGAUCAAUAAUGUGGAGAAAGAGAAGAAAGACAUAGUCCUCUACCUGAAACGCACACUGGCUCAAAAAGAAGAUGAGCUGAUUGAUCUGGCUGAGACGUUAUCAAGAAACCAGCAAGCUCAAGAGGCUGAGAGGGAGUCCUUUGAGUUACAACUGAGCCUGCUUAGACACGAACUUCAGGAAAAUAAGGAAAAAUUCACAUCGGAGAACAUGGCGCUUGCUGGUAAGCUGGCAUCUUUGGAAGAGUUUUCUAUGCAGAGAGAGAAUCUCAUGGCUGAACGCAGGUCUUUGGAAGAGCAGCUUCAAAAGCAAAAAGAAGAACAUCAAGCACAAAUCUAUAAUCUGGAGAAAAAAGCUGUACUGGACAAUGACAGGCUAAAAAAAGAAAUGCUGCAACAUGUUGCUGCUGUAGCAGCUGAAUUUCGGCGAGUUUCAGACCAGAAAAUGCCCGAGACGACAAAGAGGGCCAUGCAAGAAAACCUCUCUGUGACAGCUCAACUUCAGCAGCUCUCAGACAAGACCAAGGAGCUGCUGAGAGAGAAUGAUGAUCUACGAGCAAGAGAAAAACAAUUCAAAAUAGAGAACGCCAUUACUGAACCGCUGCUACAUGAGAUAACCAAGAAGAAUAUUGCUAAUCAAAAGGUGGUCUAUCAGUUGACAGAAAAGUGCAAGCAAAUGCAGUCUGAAGUGGAGAAAUGUACCAAACUUAAAGUGGAGCACCAAGAGCUGCUAGACAGCCAUUCUGCAAUAUGCACAGAGCUUGAUGCUCUCAGAAAGAAACAUGCAACAGUUAUAGAAGUGCUAAACCAAACAAAAGCUGAAGUUAUGAGACAGAGGGAAGAGCUUGAAGAGGAAAAUACGCUGAGAAAAGAGCUAAAAAGAGUUCUUGAGGAAGCAGCCGUAGCUUUAAAGGAGGCCCUUAGGGAGGUCCCUAAAGAGGAAGACUCAGAACUGAAGAUUACUGUCAGACGAAAUCAGAUGAUGCAGAAGCUGCUGGCUGUGCUGGACAGUGCUGCAGCUUUAGGAAACGGUCCAGCUCUUACAGAGUUUGUGCCAGAGGUGACUUGCAGUCAUGAUCUUAAAAAACCCUCUGACAUAAAAAGACCAAGUGAACUCCUGCAGAAAUCCACUUCACGUCUUUCUCAUUUCAAAACUGGAGACCUUGGGUUGGUCCCUCGCAAAACACACACUACAUCAAAGUUAGGAAAUCUGUCUAGGAGUGCUUAUACAUAUGUACAUAAGAAACAAUCAAAUAAUAAAUGACUGGUCAUACUUGUGGGAGUUUUUUUUUUUUUUUUAAAAUAAUGUAUUGUUAAUUUUAAAUCAUUCCAAAUUUCAUUGUUGUUUUCAUAUCUUGUCACUAGGUGGUAGUGUUGUAUCAUGAUGAAUAAAUAAGUAACGCUGGCCUGAAAUUGGA
Labeo rohita (rohu) is the source of this 1679-nucleotide messenger RNA. It is a transcript of the gene cfap157, whose product is annotated as cilia and flagella associated protein 157. The record is from RefSeq and is a predicted model, not a curated record. Gene Ontology annotation, molecular function: microtubule binding. Gene Ontology annotation, biological process: sperm axoneme assembly. The coding region runs from base 59 to 1525 and encodes 488 amino acids. The transcript has 9 exons. Lineage: Eukaryota; Metazoa; Chordata; Actinopteri; Cypriniformes; Cyprinidae. Gene Ontology annotation, cellular component: ciliary basal body; cilium.